Molecule: messenger RNA, 2236 nt
Organism: Cryptotermes secundus
Lineage: Eukaryota; Metazoa; Arthropoda; Insecta; Blattodea; Kalotermitidae
Product: oocyte zinc finger protein XlCOF6.1
Exons: 4
Coding region: 704-1933 (409 amino acids)
Biological process (GO): regulation of transcription by RNA polymerase II
Cellular component (GO): nucleus
Molecular function (GO): DNA-binding transcription factor activity; RNA polymerase II cis-regulatory region sequence-specific DNA binding; zinc ion binding
Source: RefSeq, a predicted model, not a curated record
AUUCGGAAUGACAAUUGACGCUAACAAAAUUAUACUUCCAAUGGAAUGUUUCACAACUAGGUUUAAAGCGACCGUUAGGCACACUGAGAAAUAUGUUGUAACAAAUUAACUUCAAGGGACAGAGUUCUUCUUGAGAAGCUAAUAGUCGUACAAUUCCGCAGCCGAAGAUUUGUUACCCUGUUCAUCGCAACCCGAACUACCAAUGACACUCGAUUGAUAUAUUUAGCAGCGGUGAACAGAUGAACAAUACGAUACUUCGCGUAAUUGUGUAGCCGCGCUGUGUAGUUCGCAGUUUGGAGGCAGCCAGGUGAUUCGGAGAAAUGUAAUGUUUACAUCAGCACAUUAAAAAAAGACAGAUUAGACCGGACGAGACACCAGCAGGAGUCAAGCUGUGCCGCCGUGAGAAACUCACACCCGAUACGCCCGAUACUGUACUAUAGAUAUUGCCAGAAAAAAGUACCGUGUAAUGAGCCCGGAAAAAUAGUUUGAUAUGCACAAAUAUAUGUAUAGACAAUAUUUUGCUUAUAACAAAACGCCUAAUAAAGGUUGUCAUGCCUUUGAAGGAUAUUUUGAACAUGUAACUUAUUUCGGUCGCGAACCUGGGGGGGAGAAAAAGCAAAUUGCGCGGAGAAGAGGUUAUGUAUUCACAACUGAUGUAUAUUUGACGGACGCCUUUUAUUGAUGUACGAUAAAAUACGCGUGCAUGUGUCUUUAUGCUUUUAAAGUAAGAAUGACGCUAGAUUUCAACAAAAUAUGCCGUCUGUGUAUGGCACAACCAAGUGGAACAUUGUUACCAAUAUUUAGCCAAGAGGACAACUUGCCUGGCAAAGUUAUGACUUUGAUGCCACUUAUAAAGUUGUGCAUCAAUGAUGGUCUGCCAUCCCAAGUGUGUUCUCAGUGUGUUCAACAAGUGAACACAAGUUAUAACUUUAAGCUUCAGUGUGAAACUGCUGAUGCUACACUCAAGCAACUAGUUGGUUGUCAUCAAUCACAAACUGCUUUACAGGAAGAAAGCAGUAGUGAUGGAACCUGUACGUCAGCACCAGUGAAGGAAGAACUUAUAAAGCUAGAGAUUACUAUUGAAGAUGAUGAUAUGCUUGUUAGAGAUAAUGAGAGCCCAGGGUUGUGUGAUGAAUACAGUGGCUCAGACACCUUGACUGAUCCGUUGCUAAUUGACAUAAAUGAAAUGGACAAUCAGGAUCAUGACAUUAGAUCCAGUACAACAAAAGAGAUGAGGGUGAAACAGAAUUUUGUUUGUGAUAUUUGUGGGAAGAUUUUCAAAGUGAAAAAACAUCUAAACAAUCACAUGCUGUCACAUACAGGAGAAAAACCUUUUUCAUGUGAUGUGUGUCUGAAAACAUUUGCGCUGAAAGAGUGUCUCAAGAUUCAUUCCAGGAUACAUACUGGUGAGAAGCCAUAUUGCUGUGAAGAAUGUGGUACACGUUUCACUCAGAAGAGUGGCCUUCUUACCCAUAGAAAUACUCAUAUAGGACACAAACCUUAUUCAUGUGUUGAGUGUGGGCUAAAAUUUGCCCGUCCUUCUCACUUGCAGGCACAUUUGGUUCGACAUACCGGUGAAAAGGCAUUUUCUUGUAAUCAGUGUGGCCGAGAAUUUGGACGAAGGGAUUCUUUAAAGAAGCACAUGCGUGUUCAUACAGGCCACAAACCAUUUUUAUGUACAGUAUGUGGAAAAAGUUUUGCACAAAGUCAGAACCUUAAAGUUCAUAUUGCAACUCAUUCGGAAAAUAAACCGUUCAUAUGUUUAGAAUGUGGUAAAUCUUUUGCCAACAAUGCUCGCUUAAAAGAUCAUUCAUCUGUACAUUCUGGCAAGAGGCCAUUUUGUUGUCAAUAUUGUGCGAAGGGUUUUGUAAGGAGAGAACAUCUUAAAUAUCAUCUGAAUGCUGUACAUGGAAAGAAACAAACAGAUUUAUGACCUCAAGAUAAGUGCUUUCAUUUCUAUAAUUCAGUAACUGAUGAACCAUAUUUGUCAUUAAGAAACUGGCUAUGAAGCUGGUUUCCUAAGCCCUUGUUAUUCACUUCAUCACCGUAAUUUACACCUAGAACAGUUCCUUAGUGUCUCAUUCCUUUGAACGUACAAUGUACAAGGGCUAUUCGGAAGCUAGGAGGCACGCUGUAGCAUAGUUGGUUGAGGCAUUAUGCUUCAAGCUCGAAGGUUGUGCAUUCAGUGCCUGAUGAGGUCACUGGAUUUUUCAAUUGACCUAAUGCUUCCAGUCAC